AUGCCCCCUGUAUCUCAAGACUAUAUGGACGAGAUUCAGCGUGGCUUGUUUGAAUCGCGUCGAAGAUGUUUCAAAGCCACUGCGAGGGUCGACAUCUCCCGCCUCGUGUUCGAGAGAAGCUUCAAAAAGCAGAUGGAUAACCAGAAGAAUUUCGAGCGGUUUCGACGCAUUAUGGACAUCCAGGGAUGCCAGCGAUUCAUGCAGGACUGCCAUGUUCCUGUGCUGAUCCCGGCUGCUGACUGGGGCUCCCGCGUUCGCCUGCGGUAUUGCGAUGGAUUACUGGACUGGCUAGACGUGGAUAUUGAUUACCACCUUCACGCGCAGGAUCAUGAGACGAUGAUUACAGCCGCGCGAACAAAGCUGGGCCCUACAAACCAAUGGUGGAUUGUGGAUGUCUACGUGUUUGAACAAACAGGUCAUGGCCGCGACGGAAGUGAAUCCGCACAGGAUAUGUUCAUUCGCUCCCUCCGAGAACAAUAUUCCAAUGACCGUCGGCCUCCGGACGGCUUGGUCUAUGAGCGAAUCCGGCGCUAUGAAGGAUAUCUAGAAGAUCCCGUCAAUCGUUUCGCAGCGAACAAUUGGUGGGCCGUGCUGGAGACCAUGUGUGGAAGCAAAAAGGCAAAAUACCUCCGAGCGUUCUUUAAGCACCCGACGCUACCCCAGAAACUCGAUAGGCUUUUACCAAUCGAGGGGUUAUGGGAGGGUAUGCGGAUUGGCUUGCUCCACAAAGUGCUUGCCAUGCGCUGCGACCAAGCUAUCAUGUGUUACUGGGAUCGGAUAUAUCAAACUUUUCUAGAUCUGGUGGGAGGCAAUUACCAGCAUCUGCGUCUCAUCGACGGCUUGACCGUCCGUCUAAUCCAGUCGCGAGUCCCGAAGGUUUCGCCGAGAGACUUCAGGUUCUUGGAGAGUGAACUGGGACAAGGCAACUUGUUUCGUACCAUCCCCGCCCAUGACCGCCAAGCUGUUUGGGAGCGGUUGAUCAAUAUCGAUUUCCCAAUCCCCUCUCUCGAGACGUUUUUCAAGGAUAGGCUUUACCUCGAGGUAGGACGGAGCGUAAUGCAACAGGUGUUCCUGCCUGACCCCAAUCGUAAGGUCACCAUUGAUGAAAGGGUCUAUGAGCACUUCGAUACGCACAUCCCGCUCACCACAUCGUACCGACAUGAAGCGCUCAAGUCAGAUCUCUGGGAGUUCUGGCGGUUCAGUUUUCAGUAUGGAUUCGAGAUGACCGAGCAUCGGCGCCGCGUGUCACCUUCUCGGGAGGAAGGCCAUGCCAGGCCCACCACGAGUCAACCUUCCACUGAACAGCGUGCAUUGCUGUGGCAGCAUUUCUUCCGUCUUGUCCGGCAGAGAGGCUAUCGUGUCCAUGAGCGUCUGGGCAUAUCAGCAAAUUUGCCGCAGGAUCUUCCCCCUCUCCCGCACAUCCAACCUGUUUUCCCGGAAACGGACAUGGAGAUUCCAGUAAAGCGCAGGAGCGGGAAACCAUACACGGACUCGAUCGAUGCAGAUCGCUUCGCGCUGUCAGCGGAAGCGCUCCAGCAGGCCUGGACAUUUCCACGAGUCACAGCAGGCUUUCUUCGCCAGUCAGUCUUCUUUAUGUUCUUUUUCUACCUCACUGGAAGCCGGAAUGGUCCCGGUGUUCGGAUGUGGCCUGAGGGGACUCAGGGCCCUGCUGUCGUCACCUCACUAGGAGUGGAAGGAUCCACCGCGGAGCCUACGCCUCGCUUUGCGGCGGCAGAGCCUGUCAACACUCCGCUACCUGAUGCUCCCAGUGACCUCCUUAUCCAGCAACCACAGCCGACGGUGCCCACCAUCGGCCAGAGCAUCCUGGUACCUGAAAGCUUUGUGAUAGACGUUUCACUAGAUGACACCACGUAUGAGAUACAGCUUCCUCAGGAUCCAGACAUUUUGACCGAGUUUUUCAAUGGCUUGGGAAGAAACUAUUUUCAUAUUUCGAACCCCGCGGAGCACGGAAGAGGAAUGAGCACUGACGAUUGCUGCCGCUACUACCGUGAGCACCCGGAUGGCCGGCUUCACGCAAUCAUUAUGAGCAGGCCCUAUCUUCCAUACUCCCAGUCCAUGCAGGAACCAGGGACUGGACGGCCAGUAGUGGAGACUACUGAGCUUCAAGAGGCCACGGAAUGGCUUCAAGAUGCGAUUGCAACGCUGGGUCGACUGCGCGCUGCAGCCCCCGGGACGGGUCAACCUUCAUCUGACGAAGAUUGGAGCUCUGAAUCGUGA
This is a messenger RNA of Penicillium oxalicum, 2238 nucleotides long. RefSeq lists its product as uncharacterized. The transcript has 3 exons. Lineage: Eukaryota; Fungi; Ascomycota; Eurotiomycetes; Eurotiales; Aspergillaceae. The record is from RefSeq and is a predicted model, not a curated record. The coding region runs from base 1 to 2238 and encodes 745 amino acids.